CUUUAUUCUUCCAAGGAUUUCCUUUCCUCUUCUUAUUCUUCUUCUUCUUUUGGUCAAAAGCUUAGAUUUUUUUUAUUUGACGCUUUUACCCCUGCUGAUUAUUGAAGAAAGUUAAGAUUUUUGUUGCAUAGUUGAUCUCUUUGAAGCUUGGAGCUGUCAAUUUAGUAAGUUACUGAAGUUUGAGGGGCGUAUUGGAGUAUGGAGCAAUAAAAUGCUGAAUUUGACACAAAUCUGAGUGAAAAUAGAUUAGAUUAAGCUCUCUGGGGUAUUAGGUAUUAUUGAAGAGUUAUUUUUUGGGGGGCUGUUGGGAAUGGAUCAUGUGAUUGGUGGUAAGUUCAAGCUUGGAAGAAAGAUUGGCAGUGGCUCUUUUGGAGAACUCUUUUUAGGGGUAAAUGUGCAAACUGGAGAGGAAGUUGCUGUCAAACUGGAAUCUGUGAAGACCAAGCAUCCACAGCUUCAUUAUGAGUCAAAAUUGUAUAUGCUUCUUCAAGGAGGAACGGGUAUUCCCCACCUCAAGUGGUUUGGAGUUGAGGCAGAUUACAAUGUCAUGGUAAUCGACCUUCUUGGACCUAGUCUGGAAGAUUUGUUCAACUACUGCAACAGGAAACUCUCAUUAAAAACAGUCUUGAUGCUUGCUGAUCAAUUGAUUAAUAGAGUAGAAUAUAUGCAUUCAAGAGGUUUCCUUCACCGUGAUAUAAAGCCUGACAACUUCUUGAUGGGCCUAGGACACAAGGCUAAUCAGGUAUAUAUCAUUGACUAUGGUCUUGCAAAGAAGUAUAGGGAUCUUCAGACACAUAAGCACAUCCCAUACAGAGAAAACAAGAACCUCACAGGCACAGCUCGUUAUGCAAGUGUGAACACUCACCUAGGAGUUGAGCAAAGCCGAAGAGAUGAUUUGGAAUCUCUUGGUUAUGUGCUUAUGUAUUUCCUGAGAGGAAGCCUUCCCUGGCAGGGGUUAAAAGCUGGCACAAAAAAGCAAAAAUAUGAUAAGAUUAGUGAAAAGAAGGUAUCAACUCCUAUAGAGGUGCUCUGUAAGUCAUAUCCAUCUGAGUUUGUAUCAUACUUUCACUACUGCCGAUCUUUGCGGUUUGAAGAUAAACCAGAUUAUUCAUAUUUGAAGAGGCUUUUCCGAGACUUGUUUAUAAGAGAAGGUUAUCAGUUUGACUAUGUCUUUGACUGGACUGUUUUGAAGUACCCACAGCUUGGUGGCAGCUCGAGAGGGCGGCAUACCAGUGGAAGAGCAGGUUUAGCUGCAGGACCAGCUAUAGAAAGACCAGAAAGAAUCUCGGUGGGUAGAGAGAUUCGGGAUAGAUUCUCUGGUGCAGUUGAAGCAUUUUCCAAAAGAAAUGUUUCGAAUACUAGUCCUCGUCGUGAUCAUUCUAGACACAAGACUGCUGAGGAUGUAACUUUGUCAAAGCAUGUGCACCCUGAUUCUGAUAAAAGACGCAGUUCUUCUCGAUAUGGUAGCACUUCAAGAAGAGCUGUAGCAGCGAGUAGGCCUAGUUCAUCAGGUGAACCCAGUGACAUUCAACAGAACAGACUAGUAUCGAGUGGUGGUCGCAUGUCUACCACACAAAGAAUCCAACUCGCCUUUGAGGCCAAAACAUCUAGUCGUGCUGCCCCUGUUAGAGGAAGCCGUGAUGAUCAUCCUCUUCGAAGUUUUGAGCUGCUCUCGAUUAGGAAAUAAUGGAGUUUGUAGGCUGAUGCUUUUAAGAAGUUCCAAUGUCACUGUGUAUAAUGGGGAUAUCCACCAGAUUGAAUGGUGCUGCAGCUCGUGACUUCCCUUACCACAUUUGCCAAUCUUUUUUCCAAGAUUAUUUGAGCCCCCGAGAGUUUAUGGCCAUUGUAACGUGUUAAAGGCAGCAGGGAAGAGAACUCAUUAUUGGGAAUCGUAUCUGUCAAAUGCAACUUGAAUAGCUGCAAUAAAACACUCUUUUCAUCCUUUUUCCCCUUA
Theobroma cacao (cacao) is the source of this 1954-nucleotide messenger RNA. RefSeq names its product casein kinase 1-like protein 9. Gene Ontology annotation, molecular function: ATP binding; protein kinase activity. Lineage: Eukaryota; Viridiplantae; Streptophyta; Magnoliopsida; Malvales; Malvaceae. Gene Ontology annotation, biological process: protein phosphorylation. The record is from RefSeq and is a predicted model, not a curated record.